GUUGGAUCUUCACGCUGGUGCUCCGUCCCUGAUGUUCUCCGGCGAGGCGACCCCCUCGCUCCGCCGUGCUCGCUUGCUUCUCCCCGGCGUCCAACGCCUCCACCAGUUCCCUCUCCAUCCUUUCCUCGCCGCCUCGCCGUCGACUCCCCGAUCCCCGUGGCGCGUUGCGCCAUGCUGACAAUGGUACCGCUCGCCUUCGCCUACCCGCCGCCGCCGCCGCCCGGAUGCCCACUCGGCGCCUCGCCUAGGGUUUCUUCUCUCGGCCGGGGCGCAUCCGCAGGUUGUGGGGUGCGCUCUUUCCCAUGACCUCAUCAGGCCUCAGCCCCAGAGUCUCAAACGCCCGCAGCAAACCCUCGCUGUGGCGCCCGGCAGCUCCCUGACUCCCCUUGCUACGGCGAGGUCUGCCGGCCCCAGGCGCGUGGAAUACGAGCGAGCACUGAGUACAAUGUAUCCGGUACGUCUUGCACUAGAUUCCCAGUUUGCCAUGCCAAAAUGGAUGAAAUACGGUUACCUGCCCGAAAUUCAACAUUUUAGAUUGUUAGUGCAACAGGAAUUGCAGUGCAGCAUCAGUUUUUUUUCAAGGUAUGCACAAUCGCUUUAAGCGGUUCGGGUUUGUGUAUGUGGUCUACUGAUAUGGGGUGGAUGCUACCAAAUCCCGUAGCACACAGCUUCAGCACCCGUUUGUUUUGUUGCAGUUUGAUGUGUGCUCUGCAGGUUGAAGUCACUGGUAUGAGUGAGGACUAGUCCUACGCACCCCCGUGUGUUGGUGUCAAACUUGUCGCUUUUGCUCUUGGAAUUUCUACUUUGCUUACUACAAUUCUACUAGUGUCGCUGCCUGCACACGUUUUCUUUCAAAAAUAUCUUUGUUUCUUUCUUCUACUUUUCCUGACCUGUGCAUCACGUUCAGGGUGAGAUAGCCACUUCAUGUAUGAAGUCAGUCAACUCAGUCAAGCAUGACUUCAGGCUUCCGGUAGACGAACCCUUUAAAUGACCUCGACACACAAGAUCACCCAAGCUUCAACCAACCAGCACUCAAGUUCUUGUAGUUCUUGGUUCUUCCACGUCCUGUAACUCUGGGCAUCAUGCCCUUAAUCUUGUCUCUGUUCUUUUCUUUUCUCGUCCUUAUCUCCUGCAGCACUACAAUACUCGAAGCCACACAAGCAAACAAGUCAGAGAUUGAUCGUCAGUCCCUCCUUUGCUUCAAGUCUGGCAUCAACUCUUACCCCCUUGGCAUCCUGGACUCAUGGAGCAACGAUUCACUUGACUUUUGUAGCUGGAAAGGUGUCACUUGCGGCACAAGGGUUCCGCACCGGGUGUUCUCUGUUAACCUCGCCUCUGCACAGCUCAGUGGGCAAUUAUCUGGAUGCGUAGGCAACUUGACUUUUCUAUCCAGGAUGAACCUUGCCGAUAAUAAUCUGUUCAGAACCAUCCCAGAAGAGUUAGGCAGGCUUCCAAACCUUCAUACGCUGAAUCUUUCUGGCAACAAUCUUGAAGGUAACAUCCCUGAUUCAUUAGGCACUAGCAAUUCUCUUAGUUAUGUCAAUCUUGCAAACAACACUUUUACUGGUGGUAUCCCUCUCUCAUUGGCCAAUUGCUCCUCACUCAGCACACUUAUACUGUCACGUAACAACCUCUCUGGAGAGAUUCCUUCUACUUUGUUUGAUAACAAAUCUAAGCUUAAUAUGGUUGAUCUCCAGGUGAAUUCUUUCAUUGGUGUAAUUCCACCUUUCCAUAGAGUCAACGCUCUCAGAAUUCUUCGUGUGACAGAUAACUUGUUGUCUGGAAGCGUACCUCCUUCAAUAGGAAAUGUUUCUUCCCUCACUUCUAUAUUUCUUGGCCAAAAUAAGUUAUCAGGAAUUAUUCCAGAAACUUUGGGUCACGUUGCAAAACUGCUUGAGCUUGACCUAAGCUUCAAUAGUUUAUCAGGGAAUGUCCCGUUGUCUCUUUACAAUAUGACAUCACUCCAAAACUUUAGCGUAGGUAGCAAUGGUCUUAUUGGAAAAAUACCAUCUCACAUCGGUUACUCAUUACCAAAGCUCCAGUCCCUGAUCAUGGGAAGCAACAAUCUUGAAGGUAACAUCCCUGCUUCACUAGCCAACAUGUCAGAUCUCCAAAUACUUGAUCUUUCAGACAACUUGCUACAUGGCUCUGUUCCGUCUCUUGGUUCCCUGGCAAACUUACGUCGGUUAGUUUUGGGGACGAACUUUCUAGAAGCACAUAAUUGGUCAUUCCUUACAUCUCUAGCAAAUUGCACCCAGCUGACAAAGCUGUCCUUGGAAGGGAAUGCUCUUAAUGGAAGCCUACCUAUAACAGUUGUUAAUCUUUCCACUAGGCUAGAAGAUUUAUCGCUUGGGUCAAACCAAAUAUCAGGUUCCAUACCUGCUGAAAUUAGCAAUCUUGUCAGUCUCACUUCGCUUAGGAUGGAAAGCAAUUUCCUUUCUGGAAGCAUACCUUCUACCAUUGGGAGGCUGCAAAGGCUGUAUAUCCUAAAUCUCUCAAAGAACAAAUUAUCAGGUCAGAUCCCUCCCUCUGCUGGUAACAUUACUCAGCUGGGCAAGCUUUAUCUUGAUGAUAACAACUUAAGUGGAAACAUACCUGGCAGUUUAGGUCAGUGCAAAGGACUUCUUGAACUAAACCUGUCUACCAACAGCCUUGAUGGAUCAAUACCGGUCAAUCUUUUUGCUAGCCCUCCACUUUCCUUGGGCGUGGACUUUUCAUACAACAAGCUCACAGGAGAAAUACCAUCAGAAGUUGGCCGUUUGGCAAAUCUUGCUCUUCUGAAUGUUUCGAACAAUCUGUUGUUCGGAGCGAUUCCUGAAGCCCUUGGAAGCUGUGCCACUCUGUUAUUCUUGCGCAUGGAGAGAAAUAAGCUUCAAGGACAAAUUCCUCAAAGUUUCGGGAAGCUGUUGUCCAUCCAGCAGAUUAAUCUAGCUCGGAAUAGUUUAUCUGGUCCAGUGCCAGAAUUCUUUGGCGAUCUCACUUUCUUAGACAAGCUUGAUCUAUCAUACAACAACUUUGAAGGGCCAAUUCCCUCUGGUGGAUGCUUUCGUGACUCGAGUAUGGUAGUUUUGGAUGGCAAUAAGAUGUUAUGUGCAAGAAUCCCCAUGCUAGCACUCCCAAUUUGUGAUGGCACCUCAAAGAAACAUAUCCCUUUGCUAACAAUAGUAAUUAUAAUUACACUGUUACUUGCUGGUUUACUAUUGUUAUAUUUGGUUGCUACUAUUUGGAAAAGAAGGGAGCAGUGUGUUACAUUCCCAUGGUGCAAUAAGAUUCUCAAUGUGUUAUGCUUUGUUGCCAACCGGAAGAGAAAAGAAGUUGUUGCCCAUCAGAAGAAAAUAGAAGUGCAUACAUGUUCUAACCACAAGGAGACACUGAAGAAGAUAUCAUAUGGUGACAUUCUGAAAGCUACCAACUGGUUUUCUUCGGUCCAUACUAUCAGCUCAACCUGUACCGGAUCAGUUUAUGUCGGUAGAUUCAAGUCCGACAGGAGUCUAGUUGCCAUCAAAGUAUUCAACUUGAAUGAGCCUGGUGGAUAUGAUAGCUACUUUAUUGAGUGUGAGGUGCUACGAAGCACCCGCCAUCGGAAUAUAAUGCGACCUGUGACUCUAUGCUCGACAUUGGACUCACAGAACCAUGAGUUCAAAGCACUGAUCUUCAAGUUCAUGGUUAACGGCAGCCUUGAGAGAUGGUUGCACUCUAAGCAACACAAUGGAAUCCCAGGCAGAGUGCUAAGCUUUGGCCAGAGGAUAUGCAUAGCAUCAGAUGUGGCUUCUGCUCUUGAUUAUGUCCACAACCAACUGACGCCUCCUUUGAUCCAUUGUGAUUUGAAGCCACACAAUAUCCUAUUGGACGAUGACAUGACUGCACGGCUGAGUGACUUUGGCUCAGCGAAGUUUCUGUUACCAGGACUCGUUAUCCGUAAAAGCUUGGUUGAUGUAGGAGGAACAAUUGGAUACAUUGCACCUGAGUACGGGAUGGGCUGCAAGAUCUCAGUAGGAGGAGAUGUGUAUAGUUUUGGAGUGCUUCUACUGGAGUUGCUUACUGGAAAACGACCAACCGAUGAUCUGUUCAUCGAUGGACUUACCCUUCGCAUGUUCUCAGAAUCCAUGUUCCCUGACAGGGUUGCAGAAGUUCUAGAUCCUCAUAUGGCGCAUGAGGAGCAUCAAGGGUGCGUAGAAGCAUGGAUGCAGAGAUACAUAGUCCCGUUGGUUGCUCUUGGGCUGUCAUGUACUGUGGAAUCUCCCAAGGAUAGGCCUGGAAUGAAAGAUGUUUGUGCUAAACUAUCUGCUAUGAGAGAUGCUUUUCUGGAACUUCAUGAUGAUUGAGGAAUAUUUCAGUUCUGUUACAGCAUGCUGAUUCGUUAUUGUUAAGAAUUUAAUAUUGUACUAUGAAAGUGCAUAUCGUACCCUAUCUUUUUUACAAAUGAAAGGAAAUUUCAGGACAAACGUGGUUUA
Messenger RNA from Lolium perenne, 4454 nucleotides. Its product is annotated as putative receptor-like protein kinase At3g47110. Lineage: Eukaryota; Viridiplantae; Streptophyta; Magnoliopsida; Poales; Poaceae. Gene Ontology annotation, molecular function: protein kinase activity; ATP binding; protein binding. Gene Ontology annotation, biological process: protein phosphorylation. The record is from RefSeq and is a predicted model, not a curated record.